This is a messenger RNA of Rhinichthys klamathensis goyatoka, 553 nucleotides long. It is a transcript of the gene ccl20a.3, whose product is annotated as chemokine (C-C motif) ligand 20a, duplicate 3. Lineage: Eukaryota; Metazoa; Chordata; Actinopteri; Cypriniformes; Leuciscidae. Gene Ontology annotation, molecular function: CCR chemokine receptor binding; chemokine activity. Gene Ontology annotation, biological process: cellular response to interleukin-1; inflammatory response; monocyte chemotaxis. The transcript has 4 exons. Gene Ontology annotation, cellular component: extracellular region. Bases 71 to 370 code for a protein of 99 amino acids. The record is from RefSeq and is a predicted model, not a curated record.
AGAGUGUCUCUCGCCCCAUUUCACAUCUGACUCUUGCUUUGAGGAUCACACACACACACACAGAGAGACGAUGACUCGGGUUUCAGCUAGCGUGAUCGUGCUGAUGGUUGUGGCUCUCAGUGUACUCUGUACAGAUGCCUCACCUUUUUCGUGUUGCAGAAAGUACACCAAAGGAAUGAUCCCAAUGAAAUUUAUCAAAGGAUAUUCCAUUCAGACCAUCACAAGAAACUGCCACAUUGAUGCUGUAAUAUUCCACACAAACAAAGGCAAGAACAUUUGCACAGACCCCUCCAAAGUCUGGGUGAUGGAGAACAUCCGUAAACUGAGGGAGAAAGUGCAAGCAAUCAGCAAAAAACAUUCAAGAACCUAAUCUGACCACAUCUGAAGCUAAACAGAUGUUACUACAAGAAUAACUCUUCAUGGAGAAGGAUCUAUUUUUCUUUAUGAAAUCUGCAUAUGUACUCUGCAUAUUUGUAUAUGCAUGUUAUUUUAUACUAUUUGCUUGCUUGUUUUAUUCAAUGCAUUAAAAUAAUUUUUUUAAGUAAAUUGAAAA